Acanthaster planci (crown-of-thorns starfish) is the source of this 2757-nucleotide messenger RNA. RefSeq names its product queuine/queuosine transporter SLC35F2-like. Gene Ontology annotation, cellular component: membrane. Gene Ontology annotation, molecular function: transmembrane transporter activity. The record is from RefSeq and is a predicted model, not a curated record. Lineage: Eukaryota; Metazoa; Echinodermata; Asteroidea; Valvatida; Acanthasteridae. Gene Ontology annotation, biological process: transmembrane transport.
UAUCGUACGUUGUUUCACAACUGCGCUCAGCACAAUCAUGGAGGGUACACGUGGGGAGGAGACGGCUCCAGCUCCAGAUAUGUCAGAAAACAUUUGCUCUCGUAUUCUCGCUCAGCUGAAGGUUUUUAUGAGAAGUAUUUUUACAUUAAACUUCCUGAAGAUUCUCCUGGGUGGGCAGGCCCUGUCCCUCUUGAUCUGUGGCACGGCCAUCACCAGUCAGCUCCUGCAUGACCGCUUCAAGGUCAGCGCCCCGACGGCUCAGUCAUUCCUCAACUACCUGUGCCUUGGCCUGGUCUAUUGCGUCAUCCUCUGCUGCCGCAGGGACCGCCCGGACAACUUCUACCAUGUGUUCCUGUCUCGCUGGUGGAAGUACCUGCUGGUGGCACUGGUGGACGUGGAGGCAAACUAUCUGGUGGUCAAGGCCUAUCAGUAUACCACACUGACGAGUGUCCAGCUGUUGGACUGCAUCACCAUCCCGGUCGUGCUUCUGCUCUCGUUUGUCAUCCUGAGGGUCUCGUACCGCAUCAACCACGUCGUCGGUGUAGUCAUCUGCAUCAUCGGCGUGCCCCUAAUGGUAUGGGCCGACAGCCUGUUAGGCAAGACUGACACGGAUGAUAAGCCACAGAAAGCCCUGGGUGAUGCCUUGUGUCUCAUCGGGGCCAGUCUGUAUGGGAUCUCCAAUGUUGCAGAGGAGUACGUCGUCAGGCACUUUACCAGGGUGGAGUUCCUGGGAAUGGUCGGUCUGUUUGGAACUUUCAUCAGCGGCAUACAGCUGGUGAUCCUUGAGAGGCAGGAGCUGACCUCCAUCACCUGGAACUACCAGGUGGUCCUUCUCUUCUUGGCCUUUGCGAUCUGCCUCUUCUGUCUCUACUCCUUCUUCCCCGUCGUCAUCAAGUGGAGCAGCGCCCUGGUGGUCAACCUCUCCAUCUUGACGGCCGACUUCUACUCGCUCAUCGUCAGCCUCUUUGUUUUCCACUAUGCAUUCAGUGGCCUCUAUGUGGGAUCGUUCGUCGUCAUUGUGCUUGGCAUCAUCGUGUACAGCAUCCUACUGCCGCGGGACGCCCAGCACAACUUCUUCAGGCGCUUCAAGUUCCUGGGACGGUACCAGCUCUUCCGAAAUGAGCGCAGCGCCAACUCGGAGGGUGAGGCCAACCCCGAUUUGACAGUGUCCUCCUGCGGUGCUGAGCUGACAGAGGAGGAAAGGGAAAGCUGGCACCGGGCGGCCAAUGAGACACUGAAUGGAACAAAUUCUGAAUCGCCUGCCUGAUGUGAUUGGCUGCUUGGAGUGCCCCCUAUGCAACACCUUCCUUGAUUGGCUAGUUUUAAACAGCAGGAGUCUGCCUUUUAGGUUGUGCAAAAUAUGUAUAAAAUGCCCAUCUGGCAUUUCCCUGUGUGUAGAUUGUAUAACUAGCACUAUUUAUAGUAACAAAGAACAAUUUAAGUAUGAAAUUCAUUUAUGGCCAGUUAUGCAAAAGGAAUGUUUGAAGCAACAUGAACAAAAUACUGCUUUGCUUGGGAUUCCAGUACUUAAGACCAGAUUCUCUUUGGAGGCUAGAUUCAUUCUUUAAUUUCCAGAAUGAGUGAAUUACACGUUACACAUUUGUAGUUCGAUCGUCAAACCUGUAUUGUUUUAACGUUCAGGGGGCCUGUUGUAUCAUCGGCUGUAGCAACCGUGAAAAGGAAGUCGUGGUUGUCAAGUGCAAAGUCCUUUAAAGGAUCUGCCUCGUUUUUUGUUUUGUUUUUUUUGUUCAUUCAGUAAAAGGCAAUAUUGUUUGUUACUUGAAAUUUGGGGUAUUUUCAUUUUUGGAACCCAGCAAUUUUUGUAGAUCUGAACAUGAAGGAAGAGAAAAUAUUCCUCCGUUUUAACUUUCUUGAAGAAACCGUAUACACUGAAAUGAUUGUGCGAAAAGCUUUACCUCAUUUGUAUGUCAAAUCUUGACUGGGAGAGGAGUUACGGAUCAGGAAGGAGCAGACGAUUUAGUUGUCAGUUAACCUGACUUGGUUUUUGUCUGUCCACAAAACAAGAGGCACAAAUCAUUUGAUUUCAUUGCUGCAUUGGUUUGGUAUAAAUUGUACAAUUGGCUUUAGGCAGUGCAAAUUUCAAGCAAAUGGAAAUGCACUCUUAAAAGUUGAUGGAAGUUGAUCAAGAUACUGCAAGGAAACAAGAUGUCUGGAAUGUUUCAGCUGUCAGUCAUAUUGUAAAGUUUCAUUAAUGGAAAGAUUUCCUGAGUUUUGUAAUCUUCAAAAGUAUUCUCAGUUAUUCAGGUUAUGUCAGUAAGGGAAAGAAUUUUCCCUCCAAAAAAGAAUUACAUUUGUAAUUGUCCCCUGCAAGAAAUAUACUUGUUUACCUAGUUUUGUUGACACUGCAAGUCAUCAGUCUACCAGUAAUUGUUGAUAUGAUCUGUGGGUCAGUGGUAUGACUGAUAUUUCUCUUUUUGUGUUAAUUGGUAUUGUGUUCAAGUGAAAUAUCCCCCAAAGGUAUCCAAAAUAUCCUGAAUUUUCCAGACUUUCUCGGGCAUGAACAGAGAAGUAGUCUUAUCCUGUGAAUAUCAAUUGUCACUGCAUUGUGUUAAAUAUCUUAUUGUAAAGAAACAUGGUUUCUCCAUGCUGCAUCUUUGUGAACAAAAACAGAACCACUUCCUCCAAACUGAAAGAAAAGAAGGGUUCAAUUCAAGAGUCUCUGAGUGCCCGAGAAAGUUGAAAAAUGGCUGCAAUCAGACUUCGGAAAAAUCACUUUUUUGGGGGUGAUUUUGUUGU